Pan troglodytes (chimpanzee) is the source of this 1994-nucleotide messenger RNA. It is a transcript of the gene TMEM45A, whose product is annotated as transmembrane protein 45A. The record is from RefSeq and is a predicted model, not a curated record. NCBI's taxonomy places the organism in Eukaryota, Metazoa, Chordata, Mammalia, Primates, Hominidae. The transcript is spliced from 8 exons. Bases 678 to 1553 code for a protein of 291 amino acids.
GGGGGGAACAGAUGAAGCACAUCUGGACAGCUGUGCUGAGAAGCUGUGCGGCCCCCUCGCGGGCCGACGUCAGCCGAGCACGUCCCCCACGUCCUCUCCUUCUCGCCACUUAUUAUUUAUUCGUUUUCCCAAAGAAGCGACUAGGGACCCAAGUUUAAAAAUUCCCCCCCCACCCAAUGCGAGACGUGGCCAGAUCCCAUCCAACACACGGUUUAAUUUUCAUGGGGCUCUGGGAUCAAAAGAACAGAAACAGCAACAACAAAAGCCCAGCCGCUGUCUGAUUUUAAGCUGGCAAAGUGGGAAAAAUAAAGUGUUGAGUAAACAGACCAAGUUGGGGUGCUAUGGGCCAGGUUUCUGAAGUUGGGUGGAGGUGGAGGCCACCGGCAGUGAGUACAACGCCCAGGGGAAGCAUGUGAGUGGGAGGAAGAAAAGAGAGUUUUCUGGAGCUGUUGCAAUGUGUAUGCUGGUGAAAUCGACUUGAGCAUUAAGCAGUAUCUCCCAGCAUUGUUAGCUACUGAGUGGCACAUCUUCAGUACGCAUGAUUCGUGGGGGACUCAGGCAGAGGUAAAAGUGUGAAACUUUUCAGCAUUACCUAAGAAACAAAGGCUCAAUUUUGGCUGCUUCAUUGUUAUCCCUUCUGCCACAGUUCUAACGUGCCUGAUCUACUGAGACCAAGGAUGACCAAUGACUCAGAAGGGAAAAUGGGAUUUAAACACCCAAAGAUCAUGGGGAAUUUCAGAGGUCAUGCCCUCCCUGGAACCUUCUUUUUUAUUAUUGGUCUUUGGUGGUGUACAAAGAGUAUUCUCAAGUAUAUCUGCAAAAAGCAAAAGCGAACCUGCUAUCUUGGUUCCAAAACAUUAUUCUAUCGAUUGGAAAUUUUGGAGGGAAUUACAAUAGUUGGCAUGGCUUUAACUGGCAUGGCUGGGGAGCAGUUUAUUCCUGGAGGGCCCCAUCUGAUGUUAUAUGACUAUAAACAAGGUCACUGGAAUCAACUCCUGGGCUGGCAUCAUUUCACCAUGUAUUUCUUCUUUGGGCUGUUGGGUGUGGCAGAUAUCUUAUGUUUCACCAUCAGUUCACUUCCUGUGUCCUUAACCAAGUUAAUGUUGUCAAAUGCCUUAUUUGUGGAGGCUUUUAUCUUCUACAACCACACUCAUGGCCGGGAAAUGCUGGACAUCUUUGUGCACCAGCUGCUGGUUUUGGUCGUCUUUCUGACAGGCCUCGUUGCCUUCCUAGAGUUCCUUGUUCGGAACAAUGUACUUCUGGAGCUAUUGCGGUCAAGUCUCAUUCUGCUUCAGGGGAGCUGGUUCUUUCAGAUUGGAUUUGUCCUGUAUCCCCCCAGUGGAGGUCCUGCAUGGGAUCUGAUGGAUCAUGAAAAUAUUUUGUUUCUCACCAUAUGCUUUUGUUGGCAUUAUGCAGUAACCAUUGUCAUCGUUGGAAUGAAUUAUGCUUUCAUUACCUGGUUGGUUAAAUCUAGACUUAAGAGGCUCUGCUCCUCAGAAGUUGGACUUCUGAAAAAUGCUGAACGAGAACAAGAAUCAGAAGAAGAAAUGUGACUUUGAUGAGCUUCCAGUUUUUCUAGAUAAACCUUUUCUUUUUUACAUUGUCUUUGUUCUUGGUUUUGUUUCUUGAUCUUUUGUUUGGAGAACAGCUGGCUAAGGAUGACUCUAAGUGUACUGUUUGCAUUUCCAAUUUGAUUAAAGUAUUUGAAUUUAAAUAUUUUAUUUUUAGCUUCGAAAAUAUUUUGGGUGAUACUUUCAUUUUGCACAUCAUGCACAUCAUGGUAUUCAGGGGCUAGAGUGAUUUUUUUCUAGAUUAUCUAAAGUUGGAUGCCCACACUAUGAAAGAAAUAUUUGUUUUAUUUGCCUUAUAGAUAUGCUCAAGGUUACUGGGCUUGCUACUAUUUGUAACUCCUUGACCAUGGAAUUAUACUUGUUUAUCUUGUUGCUGCAAUGAGAAAUAAAUGAAUGUAUGUAUUUUGGUGCAGACACCUGAAA